Leptosia nina is the source of this 489-nucleotide messenger RNA. NCBI's taxonomy places the organism in Eukaryota, Metazoa, Arthropoda, Insecta, Lepidoptera, Pieridae. The record is from the annotation of a GenBank genome assembly.
AUGAGCUCGUUGAUAGGUUUUCGCGCCGACCGCGGUUUCCCGCCGCCCCGUGGCCUAAUUACCGCCGCCUCGCGAUACGUCACAUCGGUAAUUCAAAAAAAUCCACCCGUCCCGCUCCCACGCGUGGACGCGGCCCGGCGGCGUCCCGCUCGCGCGAGCAUUUUUAUAAAAACGCAGAGAUCAACCGCGGCCGUCCCGUUCGUUCCCGCUGCGGCUCCGCGCCGCCCGCACCCUUCGUCUCCUUCCCGCUUUUUACGAGACGUAGGGGCCGCCACCCGGUGGGGGCGGCGACCGCGCGAACGCAAAAUAUUGACCAUCGGAAAAAGUCGCGUCGUAUCGCAGUCAUCAGUCGAAACUGAGGGCCCGCGUGUAAGCGUACUUUGGCGCGACUUCGGUGCGUGUCGUGCGUCUUCGGCCUGCGGUCCCGGUGGGUCGCCCGUUUAUUUUUCAACCCCACCCGGCGUCUUGCCCGUGCCCAACAAGUGGUGA